AUGACAAUGGGCAUGCAGCUCACCAUCUUUGCUAACAUGCUGGGCAUGCUACUCUUCUUGCUUGUCGUUUUUUAUCACUAUGUGACCAUCAAUAAUCCCAAGAAACAGGAAUGA
Molecule: messenger RNA, 114 nt
Organism: Orycteropus afer afer
Lineage: Eukaryota; Metazoa; Chordata; Mammalia; Tubulidentata; Orycteropodidae
Source: RefSeq, a predicted model, not a curated record